AUGAGAGUUGCUCGUGGUGACAUAAUGGACACAACUGGCUUUAGCGGAGCGCACCGCGCCGAGCAUCUCAACCGCCAGGCUGCAGCAGAGGCCCGCGCCUCGUACUAUGCGCAUCCUGCACUCCACGUCCACACCUACUUGCCCGAGGGAGAGCAAUACCCUGACCCAGACCACCACGACAUCCACAAUGUCCACCCUGUUAACGAGCCGUUCCACAAGAUGAAGAAAGUGGCGGCGGGAGCUCCAGGGGUCGCCACUGGUGCUCCGACGACCAACGUAAUCGCGGAAAAGACUGGCCUCAACGAGGAGAAAAAGGACGAGCAGGGUGGCAUGAAGUACGCUGCUCCUCCGACUGCCUACGACCACGGCGCUCACGAAAUUGGAGGCGAGGCCGGCGGCACACACACCUCGCCUGGUCCCAAAGCUGAAGUCGUCCAGACCGCCAUCAUGGCCGAGAUGGGCAAGGUACCGGGCGUACAGGUCGCGGGUGCCGUCCAGCUCCCCGACGAUCACCUCAAGGGGGUAGAGCAGCACUGGAGCGUCGAGCAGGCCAUGGAGCCGCACCUCCAGCUCAUGUGUGGUCCCAUGCUGUCGUACUACACGAUCAAGGACGGUGUCUGGCAUGGCGCAGCCAUGGUCGUCACUGCGGACGAUGGAUCGAUUCUCGAUCCGGCGCCUGUCCUCUCGCUCUCGUUCUUCCCAUACAUCCCCCCCGUGUCUGGACAGGAGCCCGAAGAGCAGGAGAUUCUUCCUCGCCAGAGGAUUUCUGCUCAGCGCAUCUUCAACUAUGUCGAUGACGACGGACCGUGCUCGUUCUGGCGCUUCAUGAUCCAGGUGCCGUUGCAGCGCUAUGAGACCUCGGCGAGGUACCGUCUGAACGGCGGUGCAGAGAUCCGAUUCUGUGUUCCUGCGCUGGGCCAGAACCUGCGCUGGACGAGCCACUCGUGCAACGGCUUCUCCACAGGUGUCAACCCCGACGACUUUAAGGGCAAGAACUUCAAGUCGGGUUACGACCCCGUGUGGGAGGACAUGUUGGGCUAUCAUUACCAGCAAUCCUAUCACUGCAUGGUUGGUGGAGGUGACCAGAUCUACUGCGACGCGAUCACCCGCGAACCGGAGCUGCAGGGCUGGAUCAACGCGCCUACCAAGGAAGCCAAGCAGACCUACCCGCUCACCGACGAAAUGCGACAUGCGAUUGACCGCUUUUACUUCAACCAUUACUGCAAGAUCUUCCGCUCGAACGCCUUCGGCAGAGCGAAUGCGACGAUCCCUAUGGUCAACAUGCUGGACGACCACGACCUCAUUGACGGCUUCGGGACUUACGAACCUGCCACGAUGAAAUCGCCCGUGUUUAACCACAUCGGCUCGCGCGGAUACUUUUGGUUCACCGUCUUCCAGCUUUUCAUCAACGACGAGGUGGACGGCAUCAACUACAAGACGUGGGGCACCCACCCCGCUCCCUCAGUUGUCAUCGGGGGACCCGGUGCGUACAUCCCCUACCAUUCGCACCACCUCGGUGUCUACCUCGGCCCUAAGGUGUUCCUUCUUGCGGUCGACUGUCGCGCCGAGCGCACUUUGCACCAGAUCGUCUCGCCCCCCACUUGGAACCAGCUUUUGAGCCAGUUUGUGCCAAGUCUCCCACGCGAGUUCGAGCACCUGGUGGUCCUCCUUGGUGUGCCCAUAGCGUAUCCGCGCAUGUCGUUCCUCGAGCACUUCCUCGGAUUCAAAUACAACCCGCUGAAUGCACUCGCGAGACGCAACGCAAUGGGUAUGGGUGGCCUCGUCAACAAGUUCGACAAGGCGAGCGAGCUGCUCGACGACCUGAACGACCACUGGUGCGCUAACGUGCACAAGAAGGAGCGUAACUGGCUCGUCCUCGAGUUGCAGCGCAUUGCGGAACAGCAGAAUCUUCGGAUCACCUUCCUGUCUGGUGAUGUACACCUUGCUGCCGUCGGCUGUCUCUUCACUAAGAAGCGCGUUCGCAAGAUCGAGCCCCGUCACGACCACCGCUACAUGCUCAACGUGAUCACGUCGGCCAUCGUCAAUACGCCCCCGCCCGCCGGUGCGGCUCACAUGGUGGCAAUCCUCUCGGGCAACAAGCACCGCACUCUCCACAAGGACCACACGGACGAGAGAAUGCUAAAGGUCUUUACCAAGGACACGGAUGGGUCGCCAAUCAAGCGCCCUUAUGUCCUCGCACGCCGCAACUACGCGUCUAUUGUCUACGAUGAGGUCACUGGCGAGCUGCACUUCGAGAUCCGGGUCGAGAAGGCCCAGGGCGUUGGUGUCACGGUGCCGUACAAGGUCUCAGCCCCGGCUCCGCGGUACGGAGCUAAGAGCGCGGCGCCCAGCGUCGCCGGCAGUCAGGGCGGCUUGAGCGCGACAGCCAACAGCUUCGUCAUGCCUCCCAGCCAGCCCGUGACGCCUGUCACGGGCCGUGGUUUCGGCGGACCCCCGUCUAUCAGCUCGGUGCCGGGUUCCUUCCGGCCAGGGCAGGGCACGCCCGGGCGGCAAGGAGUGUUGAACGCCGGCCAGCAGCAGGGUCCGAUGGACACCAGUCCCAUGCAGGGACAGCAACCCGUGCUGCAGGGACAAGGAUUUGCUGGUCAGCAGAACAGUAUGACUCAUGCUCCUCUGCAGCCGAGCCAAAUGCAGGAGCCGAAGAUGUACGUCGAGCCUGCGAACGGCCGCCCGUACGCUGGCCAGCCCGACAGCGUCCAACCGGGGAUAAACGCCGGCCCAAUGCACGCCGGAGGCAUGAUGAACGCCCAUCCCAACAACCAGCAGUAG
Cutaneotrichosporon cavernicola is the source of this 2790-nucleotide messenger RNA. RefSeq lists its product as uncharacterized. The record is from RefSeq and is a predicted model, not a curated record. Gene Ontology annotation, cellular component: membrane. The transcript is spliced from 8 exons. The coding region runs from base 1 to 2790 and encodes 929 amino acids. NCBI's taxonomy places the organism in Eukaryota, Fungi, Basidiomycota, Tremellomycetes, Trichosporonales, Trichosporonaceae.